CGAGACGAGACUCCAUUGAAAGAGAAAAGCCUUGUUUAUUCCUCGAUUUCAAAUUGAAAGAUUAGAAUAAAACAGAAAGCUUUAGGGUUUCAGAAUAAACCAGAGGGAAACUACGAAGACGACGACCAAUUCUCUCAAUCUUUGUUUCCACGAUUUGUUUUUGUUUCCCUCUGAUUCACAACCAAUAAAAAAAAAUCGAUUUUUUUCUUCUUUCUUUUUUGCUUUCUCUCUUUUGCUUUUACUUUUCGUUUUACCACAGAAAGCGAGAAAAUUGUUGGUGGGGUUCUGUUAAAUUUCCCAGAAAUUAUUGUAGAAGGAGAAGGUGAUAUCAUUUAGCUUCCAAUUGUUUUGUUUCCUGAGGAUAGAAGCUUAUAUUUUCCUGGGAAAACUCCGACCUUUGGCUUUAAUCUUCGUGUUCUUGGUUUGUUAAACGGUAAGGAGCUAUAUUGGCGCUCAUUUCGUGUUCCCGGAUCUAGACUACGGAGAUCGUUACUAUGUAUAUGUGUAGUAGCGUUAGAUUGUGAUUUGGAUACUGUUACCAAAGUUAUGGAUUUGGCAAUUGUAUCUUCCCCUAGGGAUGGUGUUAGAUGCUGUGAUUGUGGAUGCAGUUGCUCUUUGAAUGAUGCUUCUCCGGGUUCUCUGCUUCGUUCUGUGAAGAGAAAAUACGAGGAAUUCGAGAAUGAUAAACUGUUUCACAUACCGGAGCUGGAGCUGGACUUGUAUUCCAAUGCUAAAGUCCAAAUUGAGAAUGAAUUGGAACUGCUAAGGGAGACUGUUAGCAGCCAACAGCAAUCGAUUCAAGAUUUGUAUGAGGAGCUUGAUGAAGAGAGGAAUGCUGCAUCCACAGCUGCAAGUGAGGCAAUGUCGAUGAUAUUGAGGUUGCAGAGGGACAAGGCUGAACUCCAAAUGGAAUUGAGACAGUUUAAGCGUUUUGCUGAGGAGAAAAUGGAGCAUGAUCAGCAAGAGCUUUUGGAUCUGGAAGAUUUGAUAUAUAAGAGGGAGCAGACCAUUCAGGCUAUGACCUGUGAAGCUCAGGCUUAUAAGCAUAGAAUGAUGAGUUUCGGGCUCAGUGAGACUGAGGUUGAUGCGGAGAAGAGCAUGCUUAGCCGUAACCCGAGCAUGAUUGAAAGUGAUUACCAAUAUGAUCUCCCUACAUAUGAUUACCCUCCUAUAAAGUGCAAUGUGAAUGAGAACCCAGGACCCCUGGAGGCUGAUAUUGAUGUUGAUGAUGUUGAAAAGUACCCACUGGCUGAUUCACCUCAUGGCCUAGAAAAUUUGAAGACAUUGGAACAAAGAAUCAGUCAGAUGGAGAAAAAUCCUAGCUUUACUCAGUCUAAUGGUGAUGUAUCUGGAGGGAGAAAUUAUUCGGAGAAGUUGAUGAUUGGUCAGAGUCCUAGGCAUCAGAGGCAUUGCAGGAGGGUUUCCACUGGUAGCUCAAGUUCACUUUUGGGAACAAAUAGGGAACAUAGACCUGAUUUUCCCACUGAGUCACCAAGGUCCAACAGUGGGAGCUUCAGGAAAGUGGAAGAUACCUCGUAUGCAGAGGGUAAUUCCUAUGCAAAGGCAAAAGGUGAUUCAUCAGAAAUAGGCGAUAACGACAUGAAUGAUAGAGUUUAUACUAUUGACUCUGUGCAUCACGGUGUAUCUCAUAGUUGUGCUGCUGAGCAAAAGCUUAAGAAUGAUACUGUUGAUGGUUAUGCGAUGUCUCCGAGAGAAAAAUCGAAUCAGCCGGAUCUUGGUGAUCCUGAUAUAGCGAAACUCUACAUGAGGCUUCAAGCACUAGAGGCUGACAGGGAAUCAAUGAGACAGGCGAUUAUGUCAAUGAGGACUGAGAAAGCUCAAAUGGUUCUUUUAAAAGAAAUUGCCCAACAUCUAUCUAAGGAUGUUGUCCCAGAACGGAGAUUGCCUCUGCAGAAAGCAUCUAUUGUUGGAGCAUUCAAUUUCAUAUCUCUCUUUAAGUGGAUCACAUCUUUUGUUUUCUGGAGAAAGAAGCCUCGUCGAAGCAAAUACAUGAACACAAUGCAAGGGAACAACAUGGGGUUGCAAAUGCUUCUAGAAAAAACUCCUCGGGUACGGCAAUGGAGAUGUCUCUCAAGCACACAAGUUUGACAAUCACAUCCUCAAAUUUGGUUUGAAACGCACAAUGUGUGAAAAGUAGUAGGUAUUGGGAGCGGUGUGCUUUACUCUGUCCAUCUUCAUGGUUGCUGAGAAAAAUGGUAUCUCAUGUGCAGUAAUUUUUCUUUUCUUUUUGUGUUUGCCAUAUUUCAUUUGUUGUGGGGUUGCAAUUGUCUUUGAGAAUGGGGUUUGAUGAUUGUCUGAAAAGAUCAGUGAGGCUUCACGCAAAAGAACGUCCCCUUAUUUGUAAGCUGUGUAUAAUUUUUCCAGAUUCUUGUUUGAAAAUUCUCUGGAAAGAAACAGAAAAGAAAAGCAAAAAAAAAAAAAUCCGAGUCUUUCGGUUUAUUCUCUCAA
This is a messenger RNA of Capsella rubella, 2469 nucleotides long. RefSeq names its product myosin-binding protein 7. The transcript is spliced from 4 exons. NCBI's taxonomy places the organism in Eukaryota, Viridiplantae, Streptophyta, Magnoliopsida, Brassicales, Brassicaceae. The record is from RefSeq and is a predicted model, not a curated record. The coding region runs from base 547 to 2109 and encodes 520 amino acids.